GAGGCGAACUUCGACACGCAUACGAUAUCUUUCUGAGUAAUCUGCGGGAAUCGUAGGUUGUAUAGCGACACGAUCCUGCGAUCCCUUGUGUAAUCUGUGCACAACACGGUGCUCGUCGCUUCUGAAAAUCUCAAAAAUUUCAACGCAGAUAAAGGGAAGCCAUGGAUGAGCUUGAAUUUCAACGGGUUCUUCAUCUCUUUCCCGUUGUCCGUACUCGCGAUUACAAUGCUGAGUCUGAAAUGCAAAGACAAUUAACAAGUCAGGCAUCCAGAAGGCUAAGAGAGCGGAUGAAUUCACAAAUUGAAGGGGGAUCAAGUGAAGCUGUAGUUGGAGGUAUUGAUGGACAAGAUGCAUUUUGGCAGAAACUGAAGAUUGCUGCUGCAAAGAAGGUUGGGAAUGCUGAUGCAGAGGGGUUCGUGAAGGCGUUCCAACAUGUAUAUAGGAAGCUUGUUUUUGAGGAGCUAUCUUUAACAGCUGCUCAACGCUUUGUUAAUUCGUCUUAAGAUUUUAGAUCAUUCAUAAUUUCAUAUGCUUGUUUUUGUGGAACUGUUUAUUUUCCGUUUAUUUGAUAGAAUUUGCUUUAUUUACUUGUGAUGUUGUAAUUUAUGGCAGCUGAGCGGAUUGGUCCAGCUGUAAUUAUUUUUAA
Lactuca sativa (garden lettuce) is the source of this 646-nucleotide messenger RNA. RefSeq names its product octanoyltransferase. NCBI's taxonomy places the organism in Eukaryota, Viridiplantae, Streptophyta, Magnoliopsida, Asterales, Asteraceae. The record is from RefSeq and is a predicted model, not a curated record.